This is a messenger RNA of Polistes dominula (European paper wasp), 1347 nucleotides long. Its product is annotated as protein N-terminal glutamine amidohydrolase. The record is from RefSeq and is a predicted model, not a curated record. Lineage: Eukaryota; Metazoa; Arthropoda; Insecta; Hymenoptera; Vespidae. Gene Ontology annotation, molecular function: protein-N-terminal asparagine amidohydrolase activity; protein-N-terminal glutamine amidohydrolase activity. Gene Ontology annotation, cellular component: cytosol; nucleus.
GUCCGAUGUCAAGAGAACGUAGUUACAUUCCCUAGUGAGACGCAGUGACGGAAGCAUGUUCAGUAUCAUAGGUUGUACUUAAUAUACACAAGUUUAAUACAAAUUUUGAUCAAAAUUAAAACCAUAUAGGGUUAAAAUAAAGUACGACGAUGAUGAUGAUGAUGAUGUUUGCGCGAAAUGAAUUUGUGUUGGUAACUAUGACGUAGUUUGAAAGAAAUCAUUAAAAACAAAAAAAAUUAAAAAAAAAAACAACAACAUAAUUCAUUUGCGAAUUUAAUCGAAGUGUGAAUAAGAAGAGUUUGAGAGAGAGAGAGAGAGAGAUUGAUUAGGGUUUCGAAUAAAACGUCAAAAGUUUGUAAACAAAGUAUGGCAGUGGAACCUCGUGUCCCGGGAAACACCAAACCCCUGGUGCCGCUUUUCACCAAGUCAACCGAUUGCAUUUACACCAGCUGCUAUUGCGAAGAAAAUGUAUGGAAGUUGUGUCAGGACGUUGCUACUAAACACGGAUCGGAAUUGCAACAUUGUCAUGUUGCAUUUAUUAGUAAUUCUCGACGUAGCGUACCACUUUGGCGUCAACGUGCUGGAAAAGACGAAGACAAACUCGUUGUUUGGGAUUAUCACGUGAUACUGAUUUACGCGCCCGAUGAAAGAGCCGUCGUUUACGAUUUGGAUAGCGCAUUACCAUUUCCAACACAUUUCUGGAAAUACGCUACGGAAACAUUCAGAUCUGAUGAAGCAUUAAGACCGGAAUAUCACAGACGAUUUAGAUUGGUACCUGCUAGUAUUUAUUUGCAACAAUUUGCAUCGAAUCGUCAACACAUGAAACGCGAGGAUGGCACAUGGAUCAAAACGCCACCCGAUUAUCCACCAAUUUCAACGCCAACGUGCAAAGACAAUUUGGAUUCGUUUAUCAACAUGGACCCGGGUACAGGAUUAGGAAGUGUCAUGAGUCUGAAACAAUUAGUUAACAGAUUCUAUAGGCCAAAUGUUAACACUCCUGCAUCACCCUCACCUCAGACUCAAGCAACUCCGACUUAAAUUAAUCAAAUUUAUUAACUAACGAAUCUCGUGUAACGAGUAUAAAAUUACUAGGCGUGCUCGUUCUUUUUCAUUUUCCUCGUAAUAAAAUAAACAACAUUAAAUAUCGUGUGGCCUAAGAAAGAAAGAAAGAAAGAAAGAAAGAAAAGAAAAGAAAAGAAAGAGAGAAUCGAUAGGUGCGCUUGUCCCUCGUAUAUGUGUGUGUGUCCCUCGUAUUAUAGAAAAUAUUUAAUUCCCUAGCUAUGGUGACUUUUAACCUCUCUUUUGACUUAUACAAGAAAAUAGGUCAAAUUAAAGUCUGUUGAAGAA